Molecule: messenger RNA, 875 nt
Organism: Agrilus planipennis (emerald ash borer)
Lineage: Eukaryota; Metazoa; Arthropoda; Insecta; Coleoptera; Buprestidae
Product: putative defense protein 3
Exons: 3
Coding region: 265-750 (161 amino acids)
Molecular function (GO): oxidoreductase activity, acting on metal ions
Source: RefSeq, a predicted model, not a curated record
UCCAACAUUGGGCAUCUACAAGAGUAUAUGUAGUAGAUAUACAAUUACGAAUGUAAUCCGUUACUAGAACUUGUAAAAUACUUAUAUACCUUCGCAGGUGUGGUACACGUUAUGUCAUAACACGAGAUACUAAAUCUAGGCGAGUGAAAGUCGUUGGAGCAGCUCGAGAUUUUGAUCGAUAAAGACGUUUCCUUGUGCAAAACCCAAAGUUUUUAUCCAGUCUUAAAUCUGCUUUUGCAAAGGUGAUUUUUUCCGCGGGUCAACAUGCUCAGAUAUUUCAGCGUCUUACUUAUUUUCUCCGUCGAAUGUGUCAGACUGUCUUCCGGGUUUCCUGAUGGCGCCCCUGUCGAUGUGUGCGUCAAACCUAAACCUAACCGGCCUAAUCACAGCGGUGCUAAGCCUCAACCCGCAGAUACCAACCCCUACACUGUCACAGCUUCCGAUAGUUACUAUAGACCUGGAACUCAAAUAACAGUAACAAUCGCGGGUCGAGAGUACUUUAAGGGCUUCUUCAUCCAGGCUAGAGAUGCCAGGACAAACGAGUGGAUCGGAGACUGGAUCGAAACUCCAAACGCGAAGCGUCACCCAGAAUGUAGUUCAAUAACCCACGCUGACCCCAAACUAAAGCAGCAGGCAACCCUUCUGUGGCAAGCUCCGAAAAAUGCUGGUUCCGGACAGGUUUACUUCACGGGAACUGUUCUUCGGGACUACUCAACUUUUUGGUCUGAAAUCGUUGCCGAGGUAGCGUAAAGUAACAUAAAAAAUCGUCUUUAACGUGUUUUAGUAUUAGAUAUUGUAAGUAUGAUGUGUUCAAAUACAAUCCUUUAUUAUUAUACCUACCCAUACAUUUUGUAAUAAAUACACCAAUAAACAAA